Molecule: messenger RNA, 1350 nt
Organism: Cladophialophora carrionii CBS 160.54
Lineage: Eukaryota; Fungi; Ascomycota; Eurotiomycetes; Chaetothyriales; Herpotrichiellaceae
Exons: 2
Coding region: 1-1350 (449 amino acids)
Source: RefSeq, a predicted model, not a curated record
AUGAUCUACGCCCGUCUUCAAGUGAUAGAGACCGUCGCCGACAAGGCUACCACCCCUUUAGUCAGCGGCAACGGCGAUUCUUCUGGUCCUUAUCGCGCACCGUUCCGUAUCAAUGGGCGACUCAGUGUUCUCGACGAUUCGAUCAUUCGUCAUGCGUUUGACACCGUGCAGCUGUGCCUGAGAGGGAUCAUCACGUCCAGCAUCGGGUAUAGAAGGGUCCUCGAAGACGUGAUCACCUUGACCGAUAUAAAGACACCUUCGCAGUUCAAGCCGACAUGUCCCACCAGUCCAGAUGACAGUCAACGCGGUCGGCACGUGGACUUCUAUUUCGAAUUGCCCACCAGUACAUCGGCCAGCGACGGCACAUAUCGUCCGAUCCCCCUGUCCGGGACAUUCAAGGGCGCCGUCAACUUGAACCAGAAUCAUCCUCUGAAUCAAAACUGCGUCAUCCCAGGUGAAUGCGAGGUUUCCUACUGGAUUGAGGCCCACUUUCGUCGCGCUGGGGAGCAGGUCGGGUUUCUGCAUCGACACGUUCAGAUCCGAUCGCUUUAUCCGCGGCUACGAGCGUCGCUGACGAGAGCCACCCCUUUGACCAUCCGCGCCAAACCUGACAUUUUCACCCGAUGUCGGCUCCAGAAAUGUCCCGACCUGUCACUCACUCUGUCUGACUCAGGGAUGGUAGUGGAGCGAGACCCUGCUACGGGGAAGCGACGCAUUACGCUGCCUCUUGCUGUGGCCAUGAAUGCAUCGGACGCUUUUCCUGUGCAUUCCCGCCAAUCCAUGACAUGCGCCGCGGAAGUGAAGUGGCUGGUGACCACACGCUUCUCGGCCCAGACCGGUUGCAAAGGCUCCAAAAGAUUGUUACCCAGUGAGGUUGUGCGCAAGACCUCGAUGGCGUCGACGCAGAAAUCAACCAUACUGUUCCGUCCGUUGCCGCAAUACGGCAACGGCGAGGUCAACUCUGUCAAACACAGUCCCACGACUCCUUUCAUCGCAACAUCGCAGCUCGAUCUGUCUGUCCCGGACGCUGUCUGCCAGCCGUCACUCGACUGGAUGUAUCUCGCAAGGACAUACACGCUGCAGUUGUCUCUGCAGUUUCGCGGCGUGCAGGGCGCGCCCAACUACAGCGUCAACGUCAGCCUGCCAUUGACGGUUUCAGCCUACGGUUCCAAAGCAGAUGAUGCACUCGCCGGUGAAGCACUCCUCGAUGAUUCGGAGACGGAUGAGGAAGAUGCCCUCCUUGAGAUGCUUGGUCCGUUGGGACUUGGCCAGCCAGAGCGGCAAACGCCGCUGCAGACACGACCCCAGCGCGCUAUAACGAGGACACCACCGCCGCCGUACUUUCGAUGA